AUGUUUGAAACAUUGCUAACAGAAUUCAGACAUGUAGAAUUAAUAAACGAAGAUGAAGAUUUGCAAGGAAGAGGAGUCAAUGUGGAUGUAUUUGAAGGCUUUGAAUUUGAGAUGCAAACAGUAGAUAUAGCAGAAGACCUCAUUCCAGGCGGAAAUCCCGAGCCGCAAUUGUGUGGUGACCCCUCAACUUUCAUUGCGCAAAUGCCUCUCUUGUCCCAUGACGAUUUUUUGAUUCUAACUAGAAAACUAAAUGAUGCUCAAAGAGACACAGAAGCUGGUAGUAAUCCCGAUAAAUUAAAAAUACCUUUAACAGCUUUUACCGGUAAAGCUGCAUUCGCAAUAGGAGGGCAAACAAUCCAUAGCGCACUUGGACUUCCAGUGUCUCAAGCAGGCAAUAUUUUACCAGAGCUGUCGCCAAGUGUGGCCAAUACUCUGGCCACAAAACCAGCAAAACUACGUUUAAUUGUAAUUGAUGAAAUUUCAAUGCUAGGAUCCAGGACAUUCCAUCAAAUAAAUCGUAGACUUCAGCAAAUAUUUCAUUCUUCUACCUUCUUUUCUGGAAUUUCAGUGAUAGUAGUUGGAGACUUCAGACAAUUACCAUCUGUUGGUGACAACUGGGUGUUUCAAGCUAAUUCUCGAAAUCCUUUAGCAGAAAUAGCAGGUACGCCGCUUUGGGAUUUAUUUGUACUGACAGAGCUUAAAGAAAUAAUGCGUCAAAGGGAUAAUGUUGCCUUUGCAACGCCAUUAAAUAAUAUGGCUAGUGGAUGUAUGUCACCUGAAGAUGUCAAUUUAAUUGAAGGUCGGUGCUUUAGUAACUCAUCACUUCCAGACACGUGUAAGGGCGCAGUUAUCUAUUCAGCUUUUUCUUAUUCAAGUUGA
Molecule: messenger RNA, 879 nt
Organism: Parnassius apollo (apollo)
Lineage: Eukaryota; Metazoa; Arthropoda; Insecta; Lepidoptera; Papilionidae
Source: the annotation of a GenBank genome assembly